AUGCACUUUAUCAGGCCUUCGAAUCACCUCUGUUUGACCCUCUGCCUCCACUUCCCUCUUUUGAUCAGUAUCACUGGCAUCCUCUCUUUCCACGUCCCCCUUGCUCCGAUCGUGGUCCUCCUUCUGGCCUCGCUCUCUAUCAGCAUCUGCCGUCCUCCCCUCCCCGUCGCCUUCCCCACGGUGUUCCCCAUCACCAGCGCUUUCUCCUCCGCCCUCGCUCUCAGUACGUCCCCCGGCCCCGUCCUCACCCCCUUUCUGCCCCCCUUUCUCCACCUGAACCUGCACCGCUUCCUGCCUCUGCUCAGACUCAGCCCCAGCCCCAGUGUCAGCUCCAGUGUCAGCCCCUUCUCUCUCCGGUCCACCGCCCUCGAUUCCACCUCUCCCCUCCUCCAAUUCGUGCGCCCGAUCAAAAGCGCGGGACGGUCCACUAGCGGCCUGGGUGCGCUCGAACUCCUCCUGGUACCAUGCAUCGAUCCUGCGCCGGCGCAUCUCCUCCUUAUAGGCUGCUAUGACCCUGAGGAUGUGGGUUAA
Molecule: messenger RNA, 531 nt
Organism: Lasiodiplodia theobromae
Lineage: Eukaryota; Fungi; Ascomycota; Dothideomycetes; Botryosphaeriales; Botryosphaeriaceae
Product: Transcription factor RAX3-like
Exons: 1
Coding region: 1-531 (176 amino acids)
Source: RefSeq, a predicted model, not a curated record